UUAUUCUCCACUUCCAAUUCGAAAUGUUCGAGAGAAUCUCUUGAGUAAAAAGAAAAAAGAAACUACUCUCGUGAUAAUAACGUGACAAAAAAUAUCAAUAGACAACAGUAGCCAUGAUUGAGACCUCCCAAUGAAAUCAACUUCGUUAAUUCUCUCUCAUACAACCCCAACCAUGUAUUCUAAUUUCCUAACCAGGCGAAUGAUACACCCACUUGAGAUUAUUGAUCUUGAUAGCGAAUUGUCGCACUGCUCUCAAUGACUUGAUGAUGGCUUUAGGCUAUUCCAACUCAAGACAAAGAAAUAAAGGGUUGAUGGCUUGAUGCCCUAUUACAGUUGACGGGCUAAGCCAGCUGUUGACUCCAUUGGAAAAGCACCAAACUUUCCACUCAAAAAAUCCAGCAUCAUACUUCCACCCUUUCCGGAUUUCACCCAUACCAAAACCAUCGAACCCCACAAAACCAGAAGGGAAAAAGAACUUUCCCCAUUUUAGAUCUCCAAAAAUGGUGCCGGGUAGGAAUUCCAUGGAGAUAAUAAUAGCCAAGUUUAGCCAUUGGUGGCCGCCAUUGAAGAAGGGUACUCCUGCAACUCUCAGAGCCAUCUUCUUCUUCCUCGUCCUCUUCCUUGCUGCCUACAUCUCUUCCUUGUGCCUCGACACUUCGGCAUUUCUGUCCAUAAAAAACGAACCUGUUCCCACUAACGUUGAAGUAGUCUUGGUUCGACCCGAGAAUCUGACCAAAUUGGAAGAACCCAGAACUCCAUUACCGGCAAAGCUUCAAACUUUACCUGAAAGGGUACUCGAAUUUCCGGCCAUCGACUGCUCUGGUGCCGACGAGAGAAAGAACCAAACUCGAACCUGUCCUGACCGGGGAAAGGAACCCACGUGGGAACCCGCCCCCGGAAGCAGGGGAGAAUGUCCGAGCUACUUCCGGUGGAUUCACGAGGACCUGAAGCCGUGGAAGACGACAGGUAUCACGAGGGAGAUGGUGGAAGGAGGCAGGGGAAGUGCCAAUUUCCGGCUGGUGAUAAAAAAGGGUAGAGUCUAUGUGGAGAAGUUCAGGAAAUCAAUACAGAGCAGAGACAAGUUCACGAUUUGGGGGAUUCUGCAGCUUCUUAGGAAGUACCCAGGAAAGAUUCCUGAUUUGGAGCUCAUGUUCGACUGUGAGGACAAGCCGGUGAUCCGACCGGAGAAUUACUCUGCCGCGGCGGCGGCGCUGCCGCCGUUGUUUCGGUACUGCGGUGACAGGCGGACAGUCGACGUGGUGUUUCCUGAUUGGUCAUUUUGGGGCUGGGCAGAGAUAAACAUAAGGCCGUGGCAUAACUUGCUGAAAGAGAUGAAGGAAGGGAACAAGAUCAUCAAAUGGGAAGAGAGGGAGCCUUAUGCUUAUUGGAAAGGGAACCCUUUUGUUGCUGACACUAGGAAGGAUCUGCUGACCUGCAAUGUCUCCGAUAGACAUGAUUGGGGUGCUCGCAUCUUCAUCCAGGAUUGGUUCAAGGAAUCCCAACAAGGGUUCAAGGAAUCAAGUUUAGCAAAACAAUGCAAACACAGAUACAAAAUCUACAUUGAAGGGUAUGCAUGGUCUGUGAGCGAGAAGUACAUAUUAGCGUGCGACUCGAUCACUUUCAUGGUAAAACCUUACUACUACGAUUUCUUCACAAGAGGCUUGGAGCCUCUCGUCCACUAUUGGCCCAUAAACGACAGAGACAAAUGUAGGUCCAUCGAGUAUGGAGUCCAAUGGGGGAACAAGAACCCUGACAAGGCACAAGCAAUUGGGAGAGCCGCGAGCGAGCUCAUUCAAGAAAAAGUCAGCAUGGAUUACGUCUAUGACUAUAUGUUCCACCUGUUGAAUGAGUACGGUAAGCUCCUCCGUUUCGAGCCACAGGUUCCCGCCGCGUCCGUGGAGGUUUGCUCGGAGGGCAUGGCUUGUUCGGGUGGAGGUGAGGAUGUGUUGGGGCUAGGGUUGGAGAGGAAGUUUAUGUUGGAGUCAUUGGUGAAGAGUCCUUCUUUGUCAAGGCCAUGUGAGAUAGGGCAUCCUUUCGAGCCACAAGAGUUGGAGAAAUACUAUAAGAGAAAUCUUAACACAAUUAGGAGAGUUCAGAAGUGGGAGAGGCAGUACUGGCAAGAUUUUGAAAAGCAAGGGUAGUCAUUAGUGUAGUGAUUCUUUCUUGUACCUUAAAUCUUUACUUGACACUUAUGAAUUCAUUCCUCUUGGGAGACAUAAGGAGUGAAAAUUGUGCACAGUACAGACACAUUGAAUAACAUAAGUCAAUUGUUCUCGAGCAACUUAAUACUUAGAUUCUAUUGCUAAUUUCUAUGAAAUAAAGCCAUAUUUUAAUUUAUUUGUACUAAUUAGUUUGAUGUUAUUCAAAUCAGCUAAAAACAAAUAAAAGGGCCUACCUUUUAAUCUAUUAUUACUAUAUUAGUUUAAUCAUUAAUGUUGUUCAAAUGAGCUCGUAAUAAAUGAAAGCCAUAUCACCUCCCAAGAAAACUCAUUGAAAAUGAAAACAAAGGGGUAAAAAGUAAAAACCAUGAAAGUAUGUGAGAACUGAGAAGUGAGAAGAAGAAGAUACUACAAUGGAAGAAGAAAAGAAAAAAUAGUGGAUCCCAAUAGCAUUGACCCAAUAUUCAGACCAGUCCAGUAAAGAACGUUGGCGGAGGUAGGGGGGCUUUACAUGAACUAAAGGCUCGUGGGUCAAAAGCCCAAGUGAAAAUAAAACCCACCAGAAUCAUAGUCCCAGCUUAGCCCUAAGCUUUGUAUUCAGCUGCCCUCUAUAAUCUAUACAGCUAUUAUGGGGAUUUUUAUACUUUCAUAUAACAUUGAUACAUUUAUUGAAUUAGAUCGAUUUGUAGUUAAAUAAAUAAAGAUACCAUAUAAAAAAGGAUUCUAAAGUCUAAAUUAUAUCCUACUUGUAGUGGAACUACACUCCCUCUAAAUUCUAAUGGUGUCAUGAAAUUGUCAAACUGAAGGGGUAAAAAUGGAAGUUUAUUGUAAUGAGAUUCAAACUCUAUCAAUGUCUUUAUCAUAGUUCGUUGGAUAUUAUAGUAUGGGUUAAUUGCAUGGUUGGCCACCGAGAUUACAAAAAACAUUCAUGUUUGGUCACUGAAAAUAUUUAAAUCCAAUCUUGGUCACUCAAAUUAGUGAAAUUGUUCAAGAUUGAUCACUCUCCGUCCAAUCUAUUCAAGCUUUUCAUCAAAUCGAUCUUGUUGAUCCUGCUAUAUCCAUACCUUAGUUAACUUAACAUGACACAUCACAAAAUUGGCAAAAACACAUUCUUACUAGCCAAUGAAUUGCAUGGAACAUGGACAUAUGAUUUUUGGGGACCAAAAGGAAAUUGGCAAUAAGGCCGGCCAUAUGCUCCACCACCACACCAGUACAGCGAAAGGUAACCAUGUUUUCAUGUUCUUUGUGUUCCAUUGCAUUCCAUUCCAUGCCUUUUCCUUUCCCUUUUGGUAACCCAUCGACGACUUUUCUAAGCUGAUUAUUACGGCCACAUUUUCCGGCCAAAGAAUGCCCCGACAAAUGCUGUCAGCUGUCCUACAAUGAAUGAUAUUAGAAAUGUGUGCAGAUCGAGCAGCAUCUAUUGCAUGCAAUCAUGUCCCAAAGUUUUGAUAAUUAAGAUUGCGAUGAUGCCUUUGCCUUUGGCUACCAACCUGUUUUUGCUCCUUCGCUUGGGGACCAUGUUUAUGUAUGUGCCUUCCGUUUUGUUAUACGUAUAUUGAUUUGUCCUUACAAGUACGAUUACAUCAAACUUACAACGUGUGGGGUAUAUUGUCAUCAUGUAUUUGUUCAACUUCCAUUGCCAAAAAUAGAUGACAAUGUUUAAAAGAGAUCGAUAUGUGUUUUUUCUUGAAUCCACCAUGUUAGCUAAAGUUUCUCUGUCAAAAUUUUCAGUCACUGUAUAGUACUUACAUACAGGUGACAGAUAAAUCAUAAUGACGUUUGAUUAUAUAAAUCGAUAUCUCUUAUCUUAUGAGUGCCUGAGUGGUAUACUUCAAAAAGACAACCACUUGUAUAUCAAGUAUUUCAUUUAAGGUGGAUUCGAUCUAUUAAAUAAAUAUAUAAUAAGACAAUUUAAGUUAA
Messenger RNA from Linum trigynum, 4079 nucleotides. Lineage: Eukaryota; Viridiplantae; Streptophyta; Magnoliopsida; Malpighiales; Linaceae. The record is from the annotation of a GenBank genome assembly.